CAAUCUGGUGGCAUUUUUUAUUCUAACAACUGGAGGCUUUGCUUAAGAGCUUGAUAACCCAAUAUUAUAAGAAUCCAGAUGUCACCAAAUUGUCUUAGAAUGACCUUCCUUAGGUAGGCUUGUUCGAUGCGCUUGUGAUAGCUUCGCAUAGUAUUGCAAGCUCAAAGUUGCCUCUCAUCUAGGCUGAGAAAGGAGGCUAACCGUUCUUCGUGUAUUCCAUUGUCAUCUAAGGCGUGAUGAAACAUGUCAUCUUGAACUCUCUCUCUCUUGAUGAGUGACGAACAUGUGAUCUUCCAUGAUAACCGAUCAACAACUCUCUCUCUCGAUUAAUGGAUCAUGGUUUUGGGGGUUUUGAUGAAGGUAUUUAAAGAGGAAAACUGGGUGAAGAAAGAAGAGGAUGAGGAAUUGAAAUGUGAAGAGAGUUACUCUAGGGUUAAAAGGGGUCUAUUUGGUCAGCACUAGCAGUGAAGGGAAUGAGAAGCAUUUCAAAAGCGGAAUGGAUUUGCCUCAACCUCUGUUUCUUCUUUCUCUAGAGAGAGAAAAUGGGGUGUUGAACUCCUUGAUGUUUCUUUUUCUAGAGAGAGAAAAUGAGGUGUUAGAAGCAAGAGUUCAGUGUUAUUAUAAAAUUGCAUUUUCUGGUGGACAGUUGCCAGGAAAGGCAGCAGCCAUGGACAUAUUUUCAAGUAGGUUUUGGGCAGAGUAGGGGGAAUGUCAUCUUUCUGAGGUAAGGGUUUGGUGGAGAGUUUCAAUGGCGUUGCCGACUUAGAGUGGGGGAUCACCCAAAACUUGAUGGCAUCAAUUAGAGAGAAAACUCUACAUUUCCUUUAAUUUGCACUUGAAAAACUUGUAACUUGUUUGGAAUGAUGAGAUCCAAACUUACCGUUUCUAGAAGAACCUUUCAUCUCAAUCAUUUUAAAACAACCCAUAAAACUUCUAGCCUCUUUUGGAGACUUUCUCUCCCUCGAUUAUUGAUUUGGGCCCAUAGGAUAUAAAUUCACAAGGUAAGUUCAUGACACUGUGAUUAGAUUUAGGCCCAUAGGAUAUAAAUUCAAAAGAGAAGUUCAUGACAGUGUGAUUAUCACCAGUGCAGCGUUCUUGGUGAAUUGGGGUCAAAGGUUGACUUGGGCCAUUAAAAAGGUAAUCUGGGGCAAAAAGGGCAAUGGGGUGUUACCUACAAAGGAUAUUCAUAAUAAUACCUGCAAGUCUGGGUUUUGAGAACUACGGGAGCCGGCAUUGUUGACGAAAACACCCCUCCAAUUUGGGGUUACUUAUGAACCCAGAAAAAGUCUCUCUCCUAUCUCUGUCAUGCCCUUCACUGCACUGCACUGCACUGCAUGGCAUUCCAUUGACUUCAGAUGAAAAGGAUAUAUGAUCAUCCAAUCAUUGACUAUUCAGCUUUUGCAUUGUGUUUCAGAUCUCUCCCUGUAGAGGGAAAAAGAUCAGAAAGCUGACUGCCAUGACCCGAGAAAUGAUGUUUCCAUGGCUAAUCUUCUUGUUUCUGAUCGGCCGUUGCAGCGCAGAUGUUGGAACCGCCACCUUCUACAAUCCACCCUAUGUUCCGACAAAGUGUUAUGGGAAUGGAACUUUGCAGUUCCCGGCCGACAAUUUGUUUGCAGCAGCAAGUGACAGCAUUUGGGACAACGGUGCUGCCUGUGCGAGGGAAUACAGUGUGCGGUGCCUGAGCGCGGCUGCCUCCUCUGCAGAUCCGUGUGUGGCCAACUCCGUUAUUCAAGUCAGGAUUGUCGAUUUUCGAACGACAGGGGCUGCAACUAUGUUCCUCUCAUCGGAUGCCUUCCAAGCCAUUGCUCAUCCUAACGUGACUGCCACCAUCAAUUUUGAAUUCAAGCAGGUUUGAAUAUUAUUUGUGUAGACUGCGACCCGUGAUUUGAAGUUGGAUGCCAUCGCUGAAGUGAUUCUUUAUUUUGUAUUUUAGUGUGCUGUUGGUUUGCGAAUUCGUGGGGUUGCUUCUUUUCAUUUCUCCAAUGAUAACAUGUAAUUUCUCUCCCAUCUCAUUUUGUAUACAUUCUCUUUAACUUUGCGCUUGGUCAAUAAAAUAAAUGUAACCAUCCAAUUUCAUAUCCAA
Amborella trichopoda is the source of this 2083-nucleotide messenger RNA. The record is from RefSeq and is a predicted model, not a curated record. Lineage: Eukaryota; Viridiplantae; Streptophyta; Magnoliopsida; Amborellales; Amborellaceae.